Aspergillus ochraceoroseus IBT 24754 is the source of this 1112-nucleotide messenger RNA. Its product is annotated as NEDD8-conjugating protein UBC12. NCBI's taxonomy places the organism in Eukaryota, Fungi, Ascomycota, Eurotiomycetes, Eurotiales, Aspergillaceae. The transcript is spliced from 5 exons. The coding region runs from base 253 to 807 and encodes 184 amino acids. The record is from RefSeq and is a predicted model, not a curated record.
CUCCACCCGCCGCCCGGUUCCUCCAUCUGCCAAGUCCAGGCUCUGGUCUUCGUUCUCUGACUUUCUAUACGCAGCCCAGUCUUUUUCCUCUCUUCAACCGUUGGCGACGGCCGUUUCCUAGCCACCAAACCCCGCCUUCCUGGAUCUCCCCUCCUCCCGCUGGACCCUCUAUCGUCCGCGACGCUUCACCACCUCCUUCUCUAUACCCCGGAACGCUUUCAGACGGCGCUGUUAUUACACCCAGUAUUCAAGAUGUUGAAAAUCUGGUCCAUGAAACAACAGCAGCAGCAGGCUGAGAAUGCCGAAGGCGCUGCCGGAAAGAAGAAAAAGAAGGUCACUGCAGCCCAGCUGCGUGUGCAGCGCGAUCUCCAAGAACUCACCCUCGGAAGCACAAUGAAAAUGGCCUUCCCUAACCCCGACGACAUCCUGAAUUUCACCUUGACCAUCGCGCCCGAUGAGGGCCUCUACAAAGGCGGCUCCUUCCAUUUCACUUUCUCCGUUAACCAGAACUUCCCGCACGAUCCGCCCAAGGUCAAAUGUACCCAGAAGAUCUACCAUCCGAAUAUCGACUUGGAAGGGAAUGUUUGUUUGAAUAUUCUCCGGGAGGACUGGAAGCCCGUGUUGAAUUUGAAUGCCGUUAUUGUGGGGAUGCAGUUCCUCUUCCUUGAACCGAAUGCCUCCGAUCCUCUGAACAAAGAAGCUGCCGAAGACCUACGACAAAACCGAGACUCGUUUAAGCGGAAUGUUCGCACAAGCAUGGCCGGUGGUAGUGUCCGUGGCGUCCAGUAUGAGAAUGUGAUGCAAUAAGUAUUGUAUUGCCUGAUGGGAGGCGGCUCUUUUUUAACGGACGGUUUUAUUUCCCGAGAACAGAGAUAUUGCUUUUUCUCUGUCGAGAACCCCCCUCUAAAAAGUCGAGCGUCUGACGACCGUGCACGAAGGAUUCGAUUGGGGCUGAUUGUGCAAGAAACGGAUGGGUGGUUACCUUUGCAUCAGCAUGGGGAUUUCUCCUCAUGGUGGUAUUUCAUCUCACUUUGAAUUAAUUUUUUAGCGACUGGAUAGAUUCCCUGAUGAAUGCAAUGAAUGGACGAGCUUGCGAGGAUGCUCUUUUUCUA